UAUCAACCAAUUAGUGCUGUCUGGUUAUUCCUAUGGUGCCAUGAUUGCAAACUCUAUCGAGUGUACAAAAGUACCAUGUGCCUACCUGUUGGUUAGUUUGCCCUUGGGUGUCAUGUGGGCCCUAGCAACCACCAAAAUGAACGAAUUCAAGAAGCAACCAAUAUCUCAUGCAACCCUUUGUAUCCAUGGGGAUCAUGAUCAAUUCACAAGGGCAAGUACAUUUUUAAAUUGGUGUCAAGGGCAUUCCAAUAUUACUCACAUUUGUAUCGAAGGUGCCGAUCAUUUCUGGUACGAUCAUGAGCCUGAACUGAUUGACCAAAUAAAUCACUGGAGUCUCAAUAUUUUAUAAAUUAUUUUUCUCACACUAUUUCCUCUCUCUCUCUCUCUCUCUCCCCUUUAAUUUUUUUUUUUUAUACAUAUAAGACAUGCCACCUAUUACACUCAUUACAAGAACAGAGACUUUCUCUGCUGCUCACAGACUGAAUUCACCUCACCUGUCUGUAGAAGAAAAUAGAAUCUUGUACGGUAAAUGUAACCAUCCCCAUUUCCAUGGUCAUAAUUACAAAGUCGAAAUCACCUUGAGAGGAGAAGUGAAUCCAUUGACGGGCAUGGUAAUGAACCUUGUCGAUCUAAAAGAAUGCAUUAAACUGGCAGUCAUGGAUCCCCUUGAUCACCGAAACCUGGAUUUAGACGUUGAAUUUUUUAAAAGCAAACCAAGUACGACCGAGAACCUGGCAGUGUUUAUCUGGUGGAAUUUCCAAUACCACUUUUUGAGCAACGAGAAAUGGCGAUCGAAUGCAGCCAAGUUGUACAGGGUCAAGAUACAUGAGACUGAGCAUAACAUUGUAGAAUACAUGGGUGAGGGAGAAUUGGAUGAAGCAGAGGGACAGGUGGAUAUGGCAUUGAUUAAUUUGAUGGGUGUGGAUCUCAAGAAGAAUUUAUGGUCCCUCAGUUAGAAUUUAAUCAAUGCUAAAUGAUCCAUAAAUGUAUAUUUUCUGUAAAUUUAAUAAACGGUGGGACACAAACAUUUUGAGUCAAAAAGUCACAUUUUUCCCCAAUCACAUAGUAAAGAAAAAAAAAUUCGGCAAGAAAGAAAAAAUACCGAUGUUGAUUCCCUCUAGAUUAAAAAAUGACCCUUUUUUAAUAAAACCAAGGGUGUUUAUAGAAUAAUUGCAUCAUUGUGCUACAUGGAAAAGGUUCAUGCUACUGAAAUAACUUUAAAAAGCUCGUCAAUAAAAUCUUCAGGGGCAAUUGUUUUUAUUUUAACAAAGUGACAC
This is a messenger RNA of Mucor mucedo, 1277 nucleotides long. RefSeq lists its product as uncharacterized. The coding region runs from base 426 to 956 and encodes 176 amino acids. The record is from RefSeq and is a predicted model, not a curated record. The transcript has 3 exons. Gene Ontology annotation, cellular component: mitochondrion. NCBI's taxonomy places the organism in Eukaryota, Fungi, Mucoromycota, Mucoromycetes, Mucorales, Mucoraceae.